ACUUCUUGCAGAUACCUGACCGACAGUGCCCUCCAUCUGUAUGGAAGGAACACCAGCCGGUCCUCUGAUGUAGCUCCUACCCGGGAGAUCACCCAAAGAGGAAGCAAAGAGAUGCAGGGUGACAUUGACAGUUGGGACGACAGCAGCUCGGUGAGCAGCGGACUCAGCGACACAUUGGACAACUUCAGCACAGAUGAUCUGAACACACCAGCUUACUCCGCCGCAAGCUCAUCACGCAAGAGCAAAGGAGCACAGUCCCAGAAAGGAAGCAGGUCCAAGCAUGCCGAGCCGGAGGUGAGCAGCAGUUGGGCAGGGGCCGAAGACCUGAAAAAAGUGGAAGAGGAGUUGGACGUGAGCAUGGACCCUAACAGCAGCCCCUCCCGCUGGAAGCCUUCCUCAACUGCCUGUACCCCCCAAACCCAGGGUCAGUAUGAGGACACGGGUCAGAAGGCAGCGGGGCUAGCCCAGAUGUCCCAGACAGGCUCAUGGAGGAGGGGCAUGACAGCCCAGGUGGGGAUUACACCACCCAGGUCCAAGGGGACCUCUGCGGCACUCAAAACACCAGGUAAAACCGAUGAUGUGAAGGCCUCAGAAAAGAGCAAAGUACCUUCUAAAAGCUCCGCUGGGAUACAGCGCUCACCGUCAGAUGCUGGGAGAAGUAGUGGGGACGAAGGCAAGAAACCUCCCUCUGGCAUUGCUCGCCCACCUGCCACCAGCUCGUUUGGAUACAAGAAGAUCUCUGGUCCUGCUGGCACUCUAAUUACCUCUAGUGGUGCAGCACUCACCAGCGGCUCAGCCACCCUGGGGAAAGCUCCCAAAUCUUCAGCUGCCCUCGGCAAAGGCACGACCAUGAGUGGCAUGCGUAAAACCAGCCUUGAUGGCUCGCAGCCCGAGGACGACGGGGUUCUCCUCAGCUGCAGCGGCUCCAAAGUUACCCUGCAGUACCGCUCCCUCCCCAGACCCGCCAAAUCCUCCAGCGGGGCGGCAGCGGGCCGAUGUGGGCACCGCUCCAGCUCCAGCAGCAUUGAGUCAAAUGUCAGCGGGAAGUCAGCAGGCGGGGCAGCAACACAAGCAGCUGCCAAACGGAGGGAGGGAAAGGUGGGCACUGACCGCUCCAGCCCAGUCACCGUGAACCAGACGGAUAAAGAGAAAGUAGGGGUGCCGGACCAAGACCCGGCAGCAGGCCUAUCUACCUCUCCCAAAUCCAGCCCCACUUCCAGUUCAGCCGGCCAAUCAGGCCUCAGGCAGCCGGGGUCCAAAUACCCAGACAUCGCUUCUCCUACCUUCCGCAGAUUGUUUGGCACCAAAGCCAGCAGCAAGGCCAGCUCUCCGGGCACGCCCGACUCUGGCAAGUGCCCGUCAUUACUGGGCAGCCCCCACGGCACCUUGGCGAGACAGGCCAGCCUGGACUCGCCGUCUUCUGGCACGGGGAGCCUGGGUAGCGCUGGGGGCCUGAGCGGCAGCAGCAGCCCGCUGUAUGGUAAAACCCCCGACCUGUGCACUGAUUCCCUGGCUUCCAGCCCGGCCUCUGGCCUCUCCCUGCCCUCCAACGCUCGCCCCUGGCCUGCCUGUAGCUCCUCAGCCGGCAGCAAGGACACACUGAGCUGCCAGAGUAUGACCAGUCUGCACACCAGCUCUGAGUCCAUUGACAUGCCGCUGGGCCAUCACGGGCCUAAGGUCACACGAACCGGCAGUAUCAAGUCCACCCUGUCUGAGGGCAUGCCCCUCGACAGAAACACGCUCCCCAAAAAGGGACUGAGGUACCCACCAUCUUCGCGGCAGACAUCCCACGAAGAAGGAAUGGAGUGGCUGAGGUCGCAUUCAACGGGAGGCCUUCAGGACACCGGCAGCCACUCCCCGCUUUCUCCUCCAGGAGCUUCUUGCAUCAACACUGGAAAAUACCACUACUCCAACCUCUUAAGCCCAACCAACAUCAAUCAGUACAACCUGCCACCGGGCAACAGCAGCAGCAUGAGCCGCUCCAACAGCAUUCCUGCUCAGGACUCCUUCGACCUGUACGGAGAGGGUCACCCACUGGGCGGCAGUGCGACCUCCCUGGAGGAUCGACCGCGCGGCAUUAGUCGCUCCUGUUCCUUCAGAGACAGCACAGAUGAAGUCCAUGGCUCGUCCUUAUCUCUGGUCUCCAGCACAUCAUCCCUUUACUCUGCGACUGAGGAAAAAGCCCACUCUGAGGGCCAAACAGUCCAAAAUUCCACGCAAAUCAGAAAGCUGCGCCGGGAGCUGGACGCCUCUCAGGAGAAGGUGGCAACCCUCACGUCUCAGCUGGCUGCCAACGCUCAUCUGGUGGCAGCCUUCGAGAAGAGCCUCAGCAACAUGACCUGCCGCCUACAGAGCCUCACCAUGACCGCAGAGCAAAAGGAGUCCGAGCUGGCUGAGUUGAGAGAAACCAUAGAGAUGCUGAAGACCCAGAACACGGACGCUCAAACGGCAAUCCAGGUGGCGCUAAAUGGUCCAGACCACCUGCACAAAGACCUCCGGAUUAGACGGCAGCACUCGUCAGAAAGCAUGUCCAGCAUCAACAGUGCUGCCAGUCACGCCAGCAUGGGCAGCUUGGGCAAGGAUGCCGAGGAUAAAAAGAAGAAGAAAAAGAGCUGGCUGCGUAGCUCCUUCAAGCAGGCGUUCAGCAAGAAGAAAACAAAAUCACAGUCGGCCCACGACGAGAUGGAGGAGAUGAGCGACUCCGUGCCCUCGUCGCCCAAACUGCAGCACGACAACCGGCAGGGCAGCAUCGCCACGCUGCACUCCUCCCCCUCCACCACGGACAAGUGCAUUUGCGACAGCAAGACCUCCCAGCUAUGGACGGCAAAGAAAAAGCAUAACGGUCAUGUGGUCUACAAACACAGAUCUCGGCUGUGCGAAUGCACCGAGGCCGAGGCAGAGAUCAUCCUGCAGCUCAAGAACGAGCUAAGAGAGAAGGAGCUCAAGCUGACAGACAUCCGCCUGGAGGCACUCAGCUCUGCGCAUCAUCUGGACCAGAUCCGAGAGGCCAUGAACCGCAUGCAGAAUGAGAUUGAGACGCUGAAAGCAGAAAACGAUCGCCUCAAGUCAAGCGGUAACGCCACACCCACGACGACUCCCGUCAAGACAGCCCGGCCGCCCUCCGAGGCCUCCAGCACCUCCUCGUCCUCUUCGCGCCAGUCGCUCGGACUGUCGCUUAAUAACCUUAACAUCACUGACACCAUCAUGUCGGAUAUUCUACUGGAUGAUAGCUACGAGGGAAAUCUCCGUAAGGAAAGUCGGAGUGUGCGGAUAGUGGUCAGCAUCAGCAGAGGGCCAAAAAGCACCAAGGGUUCACAAAGCCAGGAGUACCUGAUUGGAUCUAUAGGUGUCAGCGGGAAGACCAAGUGGGACAUCCUGGAUGGGGUCAUUCGACGCCUCUUUAAGGAGUAUGUGUUCCGGGUCGAUCCUGGGACCAGCCUGGGUCUUAGCUCUGACAGCAUUGUGGGCUACAGGAUGGGGGAAGUGAUUCGCUGCCAUGCCUCUGAAGUGCCUGAGCUGUUGCCCUGCGGCUACCUGGUGGGCGACAACAACAUAAUCAAGGUUAACCUCAAAGGUGUGAAGGAGAGCAGCAUAGACAGCCUUGUGUUUGACACGCUUAUUCCAAAGCCCAUAAUCCAGAGGUACCUCAACCUGUUGAUGGAGCAUCGGCGGAUCAUCCUCUCAGGGCCCAGCGGCACCGGAAAAUCCUUCCUGGCUGCCAAGCUGGCUGAGUACAUCAUUACUCAGAUGGGGCAGGAAGUGACUGAGCACAAUGUGGCCAGCUUUAAUGUCGACCAGAAUUCCAGCAAGGACCUGCGUCAGUACCUGUCCAACCUGGCAGAGCGGUGCAACUCUGAGAGGACAGAUGCAGAGCUCCCGACUGUGGUCAUCCUGGACAACCUCCACCACAUCGGCUCUCUCAGCGACAUUUUCAACGGCUUCCUUAACUGCAAGUACCACAAAUGCCCAUAUGUCAUCGGGACCAUGAGCCAGGGGGUCUCCUCCUCUCCGAACCUGGAGCUUCACCACAACUUCAGGUGGGUGCUGUGCACCAACCACACUGAGCCGGUCAAAGGUUUCCUGGGUCGCUUCCUGCGGCGGAAGCUCAUCGAGACAGAGAUAGAUAUGAACAUGCGCAGCAACGACCUGAUCAAAAUCAUCGACUGGAUCCCCAAGACCUGGCAGCACCUCAACGGCUUUCUGGAGGCUCACAGCUCCUCUGAUGUCACUAUUGGGCCUCGUCUCUUCCUGCCCUGUCCCAUGGACAUAGAAGGUUCUCGGGUUUGGUUCACCGACUUGUGGAACUACUCCCUGGUACCCUACCUGCUAGAGGCUGUCAGAGAAGGAUUACAGCUGUAUGGUAAGAGAGCAGUGUGGGAGGAUCCGUCCAAGUGGGUGAACGACACAUAUCCGUGGAAUGCUGCCUCUCUGCAACAGGAAGGCCAGUCGCUGCUCCAGCUGAGGCCAGAAGAUGUGGGAUAUGAUGGCUACAGCUCAUCCAAGGAAGGGACAUCGUCUAAGCAGGUGUCUCAGAGUGACACAGAGGGAGACCCGCUGACAAAGAGACUCACCCACGAUGCUGGAGUGACAGUGAGCCGCCAGAUGAACAUGCUGCUACGGCUGCAGGAAGCAGCUAACUACUCCAGCACCCAGAGCUGUGACAGCGACAGCACCAGUCACCAUGACGACCAGCUGGACUCCUCCUUGGAGUCGGCCCUAUGAGCCCGAGACCAGCGAAGGCAAACCUCGAUCUCUCUGAACCUCUAAAUCCAGGAAAACCAUUGAACCCCAAAGACUAUGCCCCCCGCCCCAACAAAA
Fundulus heteroclitus (mummichog) is the source of this 4818-nucleotide messenger RNA. It is a transcript of the gene nav3, whose product is annotated as neuron navigator 3. Gene Ontology annotation, biological process: nervous system development; neurogenesis. The transcript is spliced from 30 exons. NCBI's taxonomy places the organism in Eukaryota, Metazoa, Chordata, Actinopteri, Cyprinodontiformes, Fundulidae. Gene Ontology annotation, molecular function: ATP hydrolysis activity; ATP binding. Bases 112 to 4722 code for a protein of 1536 amino acids. The record is from RefSeq and is a predicted model, not a curated record.